Jaminaea rosea is the source of this 2264-nucleotide messenger RNA. RefSeq lists its product as hypothetical. Bases 121 to 1956 code for a protein of 611 amino acids. NCBI's taxonomy places the organism in Eukaryota, Fungi, Basidiomycota, Exobasidiomycetes, Microstromatales. The record is from RefSeq and is a predicted model, not a curated record. The transcript is spliced from 2 exons.
CGCUUCUGCUCAUCAAUCCCCCUCGCCCUCCAUCUCUGUGCCCUUGAUCGUUAUUCGCCCUCGACACAGACGCACAUGAUGGCAGGGCCGCCAAACGACUCACGGCUUCCCAUCCACUCCAUGCCUUCUUCCACUCCUGCCUCGUCUCUGGCCAAGACCAUCGAUCCCUUCGCCGUCUACGAGCAAGCGGUCCAGACCCCCGCAAUCGAGUGCGCAAACCUCGCCUCAUUUUACUACAACGCGCAGCCCAUCGGCUCACGGCGCCCUGAGGCUCGCGUACUGCGAGAAGACUUCUCCUCGACGGGAGCCGUUGCAGUUCGAUGGGUGAACAUGGCCGAGGGGAAUCGCAGUCAGGCAGUUGAUCUGGACUUGGAGGCGCUCAGGAUCGCGAGGCGACGGCUGUUGAGACAGGAGCGCGAUCGCGCACCGGGAGGAGAGAGGUGGACGGCGAAGUUGUUACAGCACGGAGAGCUCAAUGAGGAGGGAGGAAGCAGUCGAUGGCUGGCUGUGGACGAGCAGGACGAGCCAGCAAGCGGCAACAGCGCCUCUUCGUCAGGCGAGCGUUCGACGACUUGGGCAGAAGGAGCUACUUCAGACCGUUUCGAGCGCAAGUAUCAGGCAAGGAUGGCGAGGCAGCAAAAAGGCAAGGACAAGAAGAAGCUGCAGCUGGCUGGCGAGGUGCGACGACGGCAGCGAGGCGGACAUGAGGACGAGGAGGACCGCUCGGAUCAUGACGGCAUCGACAGCCUGUCCUCCCUUUCCUUCACCAAUGGCAACGCUCACGUUGAUCGUCAAGAGCUUGAAGCGCCGCACCUGCUCUGCAUACACUCGUCAGUCCUCUCCCUUCCCGUGCCUUUACCCCCUUCAUCAACCAAAUCGCACAAUCACGGCCAACCAGCCGACGUCUGCCCACCGGAUAUUGUCGCCUCACUCAACUACGCCCUCAGCUAUUUCCACAAGCGUAGUGACCUGCUCACCUACCUACGUGGCGUGCGGAAAAGUCUGCGACCGGGCACUGGCGUGCUAGUGUGCGACCAGUUCGCAGGCCCGCUAGGGGAAGCGGCACAUGUACGAGCCGGGCGAGGAGCACGUCAAUUGAGCGCUACAGAGGAACACGAGGAGCAGGAGGCACUCUGGCGACAGUUCUCAAAGGAAGAGGGCUUCUUGCGAAGGGGCGAGACGAUGUACGAGAGCCUACCGCAGCCACUCGAUGCUACUGUCGCGGGUAUCCAGGUCUGGAAGCCGCACGCCCGUCAGCACGCGGCUGCUCAUUCGCAGGAUGGCGCGGCUGCAAGUCAAUGGCCCAGAGGCAGACUGAGCCUGGUGAGAAAGGGCACUGUUCCUCAUCCGACUGCCAAGGGACGGAAUGUCGCAUUUGAAUACUGGAGGGAGGACGCGCCAGUGGAUCUGGUGACCAAUCGCUUCAGGAUGAGCUUGAGCUUCCGCUUCAGCGAGGAUGCCUCCUGGACUCGCGACUUCUUCUCGUACGAUUUCCGCUUCUGGACGCUCGCCGAAGUCCUCGAAGCAAUGGACGAGGCAGGUUUCGUCGACGUCUCGACGCAAGUUCUUGACCGCGGUCUCGCAGAGGAUGAUGAGGACGAGGAUCGAUCAGACGCGAGCAGCGUCGAUUCGGGGGAGGACCCGGACGCUGAUCUGGCCUUCCUUGCCCGCACGGAGAAGGAAGAGAGUCGAGAGGACAAGGCUGGGACGACCGAGUAUCGGAAGCUCAAGGAGAUGGAGAAGGUGUUCGCUCGGAAAAGCUUUGCGAGUGAGUAUCGCGGAACCUACUCUGCCUCUACCAGUCUUCAGCUAACGUGUUGCUCCCGUUGCCCGUUUCCUUGCCAGCCUACGUGGUCGCAAGAGCUCCAUCGCCUGAAGAGGUGGCCGCCGGCCAGAGUCAAGAGGCCUAGGGGCCAGCGCGUUGAUUCCUCAUCUUAUUGUCACCGCACUCAUUGAUGCGCAUGAGAAAGCAUCUUCUCGAUAUUCAUUAGUGUGACAACUCGCCCGCGCCCCCACUCACUUCCCGUCGACACCCAUCUUCUCUACCCCGUUCGCCAACGCUUCCGCCCCCUCCUUGCUAACUUCCGCCGCCUGCCCAUCCGUAGGCGCAGUCGUGACCCCUGCCUUGGGCGGCUGCGGCUCUGGGUCAGGCAUCUGGCCUCCUUGGCUGACGGGCACAUGUCUCGGGUUGAUCUUCUUGGCCUUCUUCUUCUUCUCCGGCUCUUCUGGUGGCGGGUAUGCCAGCUUCUCCACCUUCUGCCACU